UUUGAUAUAUUUUAAUUUAAAAUAUAAACAUUGGUCAAAUUUUCAAUUCAUUGAUUAAAUCUCUUAAUUUUUAUAAUUUUAACUAAUAAAAAAUGUUUUCUUAAAAAAAAAACUGUCAUAGAGUAAUUUUAUUAUUCAAUGCAACUGCUACCAGUGGGAUGUGAACACCCUUAAAGACAAAAUUCUGAGUUAUGGUCGAAAGUCAAAGUUUGAGACUUGAUGUCGUAUCAUCAUCAUCAUCUUCUUCUUCUUCUUCAUCAGUCCAAAUUGUGAUGCUGAUUUGAGGCCUUCUUUCUUUCUGAUCCAGCCCCUUCUAUGAAAUGGGUCUGCGUCAUCUCUCAAACUUGAUGACGCCAUUGCCAGAACUCUGUGCCUCACUUUGUCAUGUGAGAAAGUCCGAGCCUUGUUCAUCAGAUUGCAAAGUUUGCCUCAGGAUCUGCCUCACCAAUCCCGAAAACCCUAAUUAUGAUUCUCCUCCACCGCCGCCGCCACAACUUCCCCCUUUCAUUCUAAAUAACGACGGCGCAGAUGAAUCAAGCAGCCACAAAAUAGCCACCUAUUUGUUCCUUGCUCUUGCUAUUCUAACCGUUGCUUUCUUUGUCGUUUGUUGUCGCACCAUCUAUACCAGGUUCAGCUCGAGGAGGAGGGAAUCAUCAAGGCACCAGCCAGAGAACACCGCCGAUGAUGAUUUUGUUGAUGAAGAGCAUGGACCUGUGGUGGAUCACCCCAUAUGGUAUAUCCGCACCCUCGGCCUUCAGCAAUCGAUUAUCAAUGCCAUCACAGUUUGUAGGUAUAAGAAAGGAGAGGGCUUGAUUGAAGGAACCGAGUGUGCGGUUUGCUUGAGUGAGUUUGAAGAGGAUGAAAAUCUCAGACUUUUGCCUAAAUGCUAUCAUGCUUUUCAUUUACCCUGUAUUGAUACCUGGCUUAGGUCUCAUACCAACUGUCCCAUAUGCCGGGCUCCCAUUGUUUCUGACCUUGCAACCGCUAGGUCGGAGUCUAGUUUUGUUGAUUCAAAUUCCUUUGGACAUACCCAUGUGGAAAUUUUGGAAAAUAGUGCUCCUGAUUCUGAAUUAGGAAAUAGGGCAGAGGAAGAGGGCCAAGUGGAGGCUGAAGAUGGAUUUAGGGUUUGUGAAACUGAAACCCCAGUUGAAGAGGUGCCAGGCAUUCUUCCUAGAAGAUCUGUUUCUCUGGAUUCCUUUUCUGUUGCAAAUAUUAAUCGUGCUCUUGCAACAUUGGGAUCUAAUGCUAACUCAAAAAGAGUGCUGGGAGGCGUGGAUGAUGCUGCUGCUUCUUCUUCUUCUUCUUCUUCAAAGGUGGGUUCUGGAAGCGAUUUGGCAACCACUUCCAAAGGCAGCUCCUCUUUCAGGUUAACUAGGUAUCUGCCGGGUGCUCCUGGUUCUUCAAUGAAAAGGUCACAGUCCUAUAAUGGAAAGUACCUUCUGUCCUGGUACGGUCGCAAUCAGAAGAAGCCAAAUGCUCCUCUGAGAAGCUUUUAGUAACAUUAGAAUUGCUACCUUUUGAUAACUACCCGACAAAAAUGUACAUGUAACUCUCUACAAGGUGAGAGCUUCGAUUUUUAAUUACUGCAUGAAGCAACUUAUGUGAUGCUCAAAGUGUAUGUAAAUCUGUAAGUUGCAAAUAAAUACAUUGUUGAAUUUUGCUUA
Messenger RNA from Vigna angularis (adzuki bean), 1664 nucleotides. Its product is annotated as RING-H2 finger protein ATL54. The coding region runs from base 321 to 1496 and encodes 391 amino acids. Lineage: Eukaryota; Viridiplantae; Streptophyta; Magnoliopsida; Fabales; Fabaceae. The transcript has a single exon. Gene Ontology annotation, biological process: protein ubiquitination. The record is from RefSeq and is a predicted model, not a curated record.